AUGGCGGAGGUCCCAGAAGAUUACGAUUCGGGGCAGGAUGAAGAUGAGGACCCAAGUUCUGAGAGGCGUGAACUGCCUGAACUUCUUAAAAUGGAAGAAGAUGCCGCAACAGACACCAUUGCAGAGGCAGGCCCGCAACUACCCGUAGAGACUGACCAAGAGCCACAGCCGGAGACCUCAGAAACUGAGGAAGACGACUUCGACGGGGUGCCAGCGAAUGCUGAGAAUAUACAACUAAAACCAGCCAGGACGCCUGAAGGAGAAAUUUCUGUGGAGUCAGAUGAAGACCUAUCCAGUGAGACAGAGCCGCCAGAGAUUCCCCAAGAGACAUCCGGAGAGAGAGGAGAGCUCUUCAUUGAUUUGGAAGUCCCUGUGGAUGAAAAGUGUGAGGAACCAGACCUAGAGCCACAGGAGAAAACCAUGUCACGUGUUAAAGACGAUGUACUUACUGAGUCAGUUAAGGAAACAGAUCUAGAGCUACCAAAGAAAGCCAAGCCUGAAGUUCUAGGGGCCACACUCAAUGAGACAAGAUUACAGUUACUAGAGGAGCCCAAGCCAGGGAUUUCAGAAGAAUCAUUCAGAGAGCAACAUGAAGAGAUAGCUCUGGAGCCUCCAGAGCAGACAAAACCAGAAUUUCCCAGCGAUACACCAAGAAAAUUAGUUGAAGAAAUAGAUUUGCAGCCACCAGAGAUAACUAAGCCAGAGAAACCAGAAGAGACCCAAAGAAAGUCAAGUGAGGAUCAAGGGACAGAGCCACCUGAGCAGACUGCCCCAGAGUUUCCAGAGCAUACAUCAAGAAGGUCUCCUGAGGAGGCAAGUCUAGAGCCUCCAGAAGAGACUAAACCAGAGGUUCCAGAGGAGACUCAAAGGAAGUCAACUGAGGAGCAAGGAACAGAGCUACCUGAGGAGACAACACCUGAGUUUUCAGAGCAGAAAUCAAGAAAGUCUAUUGAAGAUAUACAAAGCUACUCCACUAAGGAAAGAGUCCCAGAGCCACUAGAGCAGAUCGAAUCAGAGUUUCCUGAGGAAAAACCAAGAAAACCAAUUAAAGGAACAGGUCUAGCACCACUAGAAAAGACCAAGCCAGAAGUUCUGGAGGAGACAACAAGAAAGCCAAAUGAGGAAAAUAUUCCAGCACCACCAAAAGACAAUGAGUUAGUGCUACCACAGGAGAUCACACCAGAGGUUCAAGAGGAGACACAAAGAAAGUCAACUGAGGAGAAAGAUCUAGAGUUACCAGAUGAAGCCAAAACACUGCUUAGAAGAGGGACACAUGUAGACUCUUCCAGGGAUGAUGUAUCAAAGCCAAUCAAGUUUCAGUAUUCUGGAGAAGCUGAUGAGCUAGAGCGCCCCAAGUAUCAAACAAGAAAGUUAUCAGAAAAAGAAAAGAAAGACUCUUUGUUAGUGUUUCACAGAGAAAGUGAAGCAGAAUUAACAGAAACCAAGUCUCAAAUGGACUUAGAAAAGUCCUUUAGUGAAAAGAAAGUUGUAGAUUCAUGUGAAGAAGUGAAGGAAGAUAAAGAAACCCAGCCAGAACAAAAGAUUAAGCUACAAUUUGAGUAUCUUAAAUGGAGCCCAAAAGAAGUUGCAGAGUGGAUUAGCCGACUAGGCUUCCCUCAGUAUAAGGGGUGUUUCACCACAAAUUUCAUCAGUGGCCAGAAACUCAUCCACGUAAACUGCUCUAACCUCCCUCAGAUGGGGAUAACCAAUUUUGAGGACAUGAAGGUAAUUUCUCGGCAUACUCGGGACCUACUAGGAAUCGAAGAGCCAUUGUUCAAACGCUCCAUCACUCUUCCCUACAGGGACACUAUAGGUUUGUUUUUAGAACAAAAAAGUCAUAGUGGGGUAAAGUCUAAUUCUUUGACCUUAUCCGAAUUUGUCCAAGCAGCAGGAUUACAGGAUUAUACUCCACAUAUAACUUCCUCUGAAGAGAAUUAG
Orycteropus afer afer is the source of this 1938-nucleotide messenger RNA. It is a transcript of the gene SAMD15, whose product is annotated as sterile alpha motif domain containing 15. Gene Ontology annotation, molecular function: protein binding. Bases 1 to 1938 code for a protein of 645 amino acids. NCBI's taxonomy places the organism in Eukaryota, Metazoa, Chordata, Mammalia, Tubulidentata, Orycteropodidae. The record is from RefSeq and is a predicted model, not a curated record. The transcript has 5 exons.